This is a messenger RNA of Linum trigynum, 8434 nucleotides long. NCBI's taxonomy places the organism in Eukaryota, Viridiplantae, Streptophyta, Magnoliopsida, Malpighiales, Linaceae. The record is from the annotation of a GenBank genome assembly.
UAGGUGAUUUAUUUUGCUACUUUCAAUGACAUAACUGAAUGGGCUAGGAUGAAGACAAUACUCGUAGGGUUUUAGCUUACAUUACUUGUAAUGUUGACUUCAUUACUUCAACCAGCAAAACUAAGAAACACACAUUGAAGGUGGAGUGGUGGACACACCCAGUGAUGGAGUCAGAAAAUUGAACAAUGAGCUAAAUUUCUAAUGUGAAGGACUCGAACCGUGAUCAUUGCUGAGGGAGGCUAGUGCCUUACAACCUAGUCUACUUUUAUAAUUAGCUAACAAAUUUUACAUGUAAAUUUACCUACAUUUGAAAAUUGAGGGAGGCUGGUGCCUUACCAACUAGUCUACUUUUGUAAUUAGCUACAAAUUUUACAUGUAAAUGUACCUACAUUUGAAAGUUGCGGGCGGCCUGUUGUCUCCCCUAAACUUAACGUGGCUCGUUCACUUGACACGCCUAUUAUAAACUUUCUAGGGGAUAUUUCAUCACCCGAAGUCAAAGUUUUCAAGCGAGGUACAAAACAUGUGUCUUACUACCUCUGGUACGAAUCAUACCACUCAUGGUAUUCCCGUAUAAGAGGGGUAUAAUUCGUAUCAAGUGGUAAGAUACUGAAUUUUGUAUAUUUUGUAGUUCUAAAUUAGUUAAAUUCAUGGUCCAUGAAACUGUACCGUACCAGCGGUUCAACGACGAAAUACCAGUAUUGGAGACUAAAUCGGUAGUCGGUAUUUAACGAUUUAGCGGUUGAACGGCGAUUAAACCACGAUUUUACCAUAAAAUACCCUACCGCUGACUUUCUCGGUACGGUUUCAUGGACCAUAGUUAAAUUGCAUUUGUAACGCCAAUUACUAUUAAAAAUUGAAAUAAAUAUUAAACUACUCAUACACCCAGUGGCGGAGCCACUUGGAGAGGAGGGGGGUGCUUGGAGAAAAAAUUUCCGAGUAGGGGUAUCUACAAAUUCUAACCAGUGACCAUUCAGUUGCAGGAAGAAUUUCUUAUCAUUUUGAUCGAGUGAGUUUUGUUAUGCAAUGCACUUUCGUCUUUAUUUAUAGUAAUAAAUUGUUGUCUUUUGUUUAAACUCGCUCAUUUUUUUUUUGUAGCUCUACAACAGAGAAAUUUCUUGUCUUUUGUUUAAACAAAGUUGAAAAUGAAGAAGUACGAUUUUUUUUUUUUUUUUACAACAACAUUAGUCCAUUAAUAUAACAAACCAAUGGAAGGUAACAGAUAAAGGGCAAGCCCAAUAAAGGUUCAACAAAGAAAAAAUAAUAGAGUUACAGCCCAACACAAAAAGCCCAAGGGCCACAAACCAACCCAGCAGAGGACAGAAACCCUAAAAUUUUCCUUCAUCCCACCGCACAUACAUCGCGCCGCUGCCGAGAAAAGGGGAAGAUGGCAUCUCCUCCGGCACCAGAUCCAAACAGCUGAUCGAAAAAAAACGAGCAAACCUUGCUGAAUCUUGGAAGGGGAGACGUCAAGAGCGAACAUCAAGAAGAAUGAAGCCCCCACAAGGACACAAACCACUCGAGGAAGGAAGAACACAAACUCGAGCAGGAGGAUCCAAGCAGCAAACCCAGAACACGAAAUCAGCCUCCAAAGUACGAACGAUAACCCUGCUCUCAGAAAACAAGGAAGAGAGUUCAAAGUCACAGAAUGGACCAAAGCUCCACCGAAUCACCACACCAUUCGGGCAAAGCAAGGAGGAGGAAGCUCAUAAUCCUUGAAGAAAGAAAGCAAACUAAAGAGAAAACUCCUUAGCUCAUUCUGAAACCACACCCAAAUCACAGAUCUGUAAACAAUUCCAAGGUACGAAUUGAAGUUCACUUGUUUGUUUCACAAAAUCAAUUCCAAGGUACUUCUGAGUUCUAAUUUGUAAUAUUUGAUGAAUGGAAGUCUUGAUUUGUAUGUACAGAACUUAUUUGUUUGACGUUGUAACCGGUGUACGUGAAACUAUUUUAAUGUAAUUGUAUGAAUUUAGAGUAUUGCGGUUGUUGACUUUUUGUUUAAUUUAUAGUUGACUUUUCUAUUGUACAGCUAAGUUUUUAUGAUAUGAUAAAGACACUCCCUUGGCCAAUUUUCUGGCUCCGCCACUGCAAACACCCAACCCUUAAUUACCAUUAUUAUUGUUUAAUCCCAUCAAACUCGCUCUCUUUCCCAAUAUUUUUGGGGGUGGACCAAAUUCCAGAACAAACGAGCCGCACUCCCAAAGUUCUUCUCUUUCCCCCUUUCUCCUCGAUCCCUCGCUCCUUUACUCUCUCAUCUGAGUUACAUGGAUGAAACCCUAAUCUGAACACUCCUUCAUUUCAUAAACCCAUCUCCGAUUCCUUUGUGUCUCUUCGAUGUCGUGAUAACUUGAUCCUGUUUUAGAUGCAAGAGAAUACUCUGUAGCCGCCGACUCCGAGAAUCGGGCUUUGAUCAGAAAUUCGCCGCCGCCAGUGACAGGGGACGCGAUUGUGGACCGAGCCGCCGGGGAAUUUGACGAUCGGCGGGCGGUUGUGGGCGCCUCUCAGCUAUGUCCAUUUUGUAGAUGUUUGGUGCGAAAUUCUACAGUGCCUAUCAGGUGUUUGCGAAGUUCCCUGUGAGUGAAAUUUCUUGUUUGUCUAUGCUGUGUGUACUGCUUGUGCAUUUUGGUUUAGCUCAAGAAUGGUCCAAUUGAUGAAGGCCUUCUAAUUAGCUUCUGUUAGGAUAUAGAAACCAAUGUCUGGCUUGGUCUCGUUAUAAUUGUCACCCCAUUCGAAUAUCCAAACACAAAAGCUUCCUAGGUGCUCUUUUGUUCUGUUCCAUGCUGAAGAAGAUUCUGUAAUGGAUUGCUGCAAUAUAGGGUGGGGAGAAAUGAUAUCUUAGAUUACUGCUGUUAAUAUAAUGGGGGAAAAGAACAAAAUUUGCUGCAAUGUGUUUUUUAUGAGAGAAGAACAAAAUCCCAAUAAGAUAUGGACAAGGAGAAAAGCUUUGGAAACUCUAUGAGUCCUUAUUGACAACUUCUCUUCGUUAUCAAAGUCCUUAUUGAAAAUGCUUAUGUACAUUCCCAAUGUGGUUUGGCGUUUGGGAUGGCUAGCAUCCAAUAAGAAUGAAAAUUUUGUAUCAUGGAUGUCCAUGAUUCUGGGUUGAUACCAAGGCAUGACAUAAGCAUUUUCAAUUCUUUUGUUUGCUUUUUACUUAUAGUUUCCUGUAUGGUGUUGAGAACUUGUGAAGCUGGCUAGCUAUCUCUAGCUAUGUCUGAAUAUGAAAGCCGAAGUUAGUUUUCAAGUUUCCUGUUAGAACCAAAUGCCUGCCCUUUUUCUUCUAGGACUUGAUGCUUAGGGUUUUGGUUGCCAAAAUACGACAUGCAUUAAAUUCUUGUAUUGGUUGGUCAGUAGAAUUACUUUUCACAUAAAUCUUCCACCAUUAAUUGCAAGUACGUGCAUGAUCAUAUUGGUAUUAUUUUGUUGGAGUGUACUCAGCUAUCACCAACACUCAUCCGGACAAUUUACAGUAUCAUAAUUAAAUAUUUUAUUGACUGAGAUAUGAGAACUAGGGAUGCUGAUUUUUCUUAAUGAAGGCAAACGCCCAUUUUGUAUUGCCAGGGGGUGGAUCUGACCUCAGUUGCAUCUAUGUCCUCAGAACUUUCAGUUUCUUUGUUUGAGGUCUGCAGGAGUUUAUAGCACAAGAUUGCAAAAUGUACACAUGCACUCAAAGGGAGAGCUAUUUAAUGAAGGUCCAAUCUCAUAUUUCUCUAUGAAGUUCAACUUCUUUGCAAGCUUUGCAAGAGCUUCAUAUGGCAUUGCAUGGCAUAAGGCUUAAAGCCAAAUGACACCAAUUGCUUUUCUUUUGGACAGGUAAAACUAGCAUGUUCCAUGUCCGAAAGGUUGUUUUUCCAUGGUGAAAGUUAAAGAAGAGGUGAGUUCCCUAUGAUUUCUCCGUGAAUUAUUAUCUAGUUGCUACCAUUUUGUCAUUUACUUUACUUGAUUCGCCUUUGUCCAUGCAUCAUAUAUAUGAUGAUGAACAAAUUCCCUGCAAAUGUUAGCCAUCUGGUGUUGCAGCUACUAGAUCACCCCUUUUUUGUCCCUUUCCUUUGGUUUACUUCGAGACUUUUGCCCGCCAUUUUUUCUUACCUUCUCCAAACUUAGAACCCAGGAAGCUGCUAUAAACAAGUCAAAUGAAACUGCAGUUACAAGUUUGAGCUUUGACAGUAACAGUGGAUUUCUUUUCUGGAGAAAUUUUUUUAAGCCAAGCAUUCACUUUUUUCUCCUUCCUCUCUCUCUCUCCAUUGUCACCAGCAACUGUUUGAGUCUAAGGUCAUUAGAUAACUUCUCGCCCUAAUCUUCUGUGUCUUGCGUCAAAGUCACAGUAAAGGUGGUAUAUAUUACUUCCUGAAAAUAACGGCAUAAGCAGUUUUUUUUGUAGUGAUCCGAAAUUCUGAUGUUAAGUGAAGCUCACUGCAAUUCUAUAUCUACUCAAGAUUAACUGAACAUGCUUUUGAAACGACGGUCCUUGGCAUCAGAGAUCCCCCAGUGACAUUGAAUCAGAAUCAACGACAUUACUUACUUGCUCAAUCGGUAAGUUGAUGAAAAAUAAAACAAUGACAAUACUGUGUUCCAGAUUCCCGGAUUCCCUGUACCCAACUGAUUUUGCUGUUCUUGGCUGCAGUUUGCAGUCCUUCCAAGAUGUGGGCUCUUACAAAGACUCUAUUCUGAUACUCCUGAAUCCUGAUGAUAGAACUCGAGCCGAGCUCUACCUAGGGAAUAGGGAUUAGGAUCAACUAGGGAUUGAUCCUGGGAUUUGGGAAAUGGAAAGAGUGGAUUUGGGGUUGGUGAAGAGAAGCGGAGGGAAAGGAGGUCGCAGCCGUGACAACUGAGGAGAAGAGGAGGGAGGAGGGCUCGGCGGCCAAAGGGAGAGAGAGGAAGAUUAACAAUAGGUUUAGGUUUAAUCUUGCUUAGUUGUCUAAUUCCACUUACAAGUGAUUAAUAUAAUAAUUGGGUAAUUCCCUAUCGCUACCCGACAUAUAAUUUAUUUCCCAAUUCCCGAAAUAGUCCCAAUAAUCUGAAAUAACAAUAAUCCGAUAAUUAAUAAAAAUACUAGAUACUAGUUUCUAUUAUCUCCGCUUUCUUCGGAAAACAACCUUGUCCCCAAGGUUGUCCUCUAGCUCACUAGGUCUCCUCCUCGCCAUCUCCGGCGUCCUCAUAACUGCGUCCUCCGACUCACAAGGUCGAUUAAGUUGGCAUACUUAAGUUCACAAUGCACUUUUGUAUAAUGGUAACUAGGAUGUUGGAGCCUGGCAUAUGUGUUGUGACCAUUUAAUCACUUUUCCGGGUUGAGGAUGCCAUAAAUAAGCUUAAAGCAGUGUUUCUCUUUUUUCCUUCCUGUUAAUAUUUUUUUAAAAUAAAUUUUCAUGUGAACUUCAUGUUCAAAUUUUUUCGCUCAGAAAGAUGUUUUGAUGGUAAUAUAUAAAAGUAUUAGCCAUUUCUAUAUUUUCCAAAUUACAUUGUGUUCUUCGAAAAAUAUUCAUAGUCAUUUUGCAGUUAAUGUUUCGUCAUUACAAAUUAACGAUUAAUGAAUGGUAUUUCAUUAUAAACGAGAUAAUUUACAUAAGAAAUAAACGUACAAAGGAAUAUGACUUGCAUGACAAAUCAUGCCAAUUUACAUUAUAAACCACAAUCUUUUUUCGUUGUAAAUUAUGACUACUUACCGUACAAAUAAAUAAGACUUACACUACAGAUUGAAAUUACUUUAAUUAGGAUUACUUACAUUACAAAUUGUGACUAGUUAUUAUACAAACUCAUACGACUGACUAACGUUACAAAUCAUACUAUUUUCUCAUUAGAAUUUAAUUUAAUGUGCAAUAUAAAAUGGAAAAACUUUCAAUAUAAACCAACAUAGUUUCUAUAAAUCAGACUAUUUUUCUCUAACAAAUCAAUAUGACCUACUUAUACAAAAAAAAAAAAAAAAUUGACCAACUAGAAUGACACACAUUACAAAGACCAGGAACUUAAAUUUACGUUUUAUAACUUGAGUGACUGAUUGGUAAUUAAUCAGAGGGCUAAAAAAGAAAAUAGAAAUAUGAUUGCGUUUCGUGCUCUGCUACUGCUAGAGAGUAGAGACAAAUUUUUAGCAAUUCCUUUUGUUCCAUCUCACUCUCACUCUCACUCUUAUGCCUUGAAAACCCUAUUCGAUCGCUUCGUCUUCUCCUAUUCCGGCGGCGUCUCUUUCGUGCUCUGCUCAUUUCGGCUUCGUCUUCCCCUAUUCCCUCCACCUCGGUCCCGCGGCCAUCAAGAGACGGCAACUCGGCAAUGACCAACGGCAAGUCGGCAAUGACCAAAGGUGGAACGAGCUCUUCUUCCCCAAAGAGCUUCUCAUGGAGAAAGAGGGGAGUGCUUUCACCCAUCCGAACAGCUCGGCACAAUACCUGCGUUUAUCGGGCUUUCUGCGAUGUAGCAGACGCUAGAGCCCGAAUCAUGAUUGGGAGGUCUAAGAAGUCAUCCGACCUAGAGUUUGCUAGGUUCUCCGCCUACAAGCUGUGGGCUAGAGAGAAGGAUUGGGCUUACGGGGAAGGUAAAAGUCGGUUAGAUUUCCACGAAUUCUACUGUAACCCCUCACGGCUUCUUCCAACGGCAGAGAGCUCCAUGGACGAUACGUUUAUGAAGUAUAAGCUGGCCGAUUUCCGGGCAGUGCUCCCGAAGGAGGAACCAAAUGCCGUAGAGUUGGUUAAGAAGAGUUUGAAGUCGGAUGGUCCGGUUAUGGGAGGAUUUCGUGUUCUCUAUGACUAUCUCGAAGGUGGACCAUACCUUGCAGCAGGAGAAAAUGUACCACUGAGCAAAGAUGAUGAACGAAGGCCUCCGAAGGUAGACGAUCCAUAUGGGCCUACCCAAUUGUCUCCCGAGGAUCAACCGCCUCCUGAAGUAGUCAAUCCAGUCGCAGCACAGGCACUGGCCGCUUCGGAGAACCCUUCGAACAAAAAACACAGAGGUCAUGCUGUGUGCAUCGUGGGAUUCUGCACUAAGGAAGGUCUCGACUACUUUGAAGUACAAGAAUCACACGGCAGGUUAGCUUGGGUGGAUGGCUUAGGAUGGUUGCCGUGGAGGCGUUCAUGUCGUUUUUUCUGCCAAAGCUCGAGAGAUGUAAUUAAUUAAGCAAUGGGUAUGUGUAUUCCUUGUCAUAUGAUCAAAAACUUAAUUUGUUGAUUUGGUGAUUGAUUAGUUUGUUGCUGCCUGUAGGAGGAGCUGAAUACAGUGGAGGAAUUGACUUUUGAUUAUUGCUGCAGCAUGCAGGGGAGGGAGGAACGUUCAACUAUCUAUUCUAUAGCUUAUAUGUAUAGGAUUCCCAGAAACUGCAUCCACGUUAAUUGAGAGUGAUCAUCGGGGAUACAUCGAUCCUCAAUUAGAGAACUAUAGUUGUUGAAGAACUAUUUCUGUUUGCUUAAUUAUGCAAGUAACAUAUCGUAGUAUGAAGGACGCAUUGAUAGAAUUGAGUAAUGGUGUGCACAAGGGCCUUGCUUCAGAUUUAGUUCCAAGUGCAAGUGGAUGGACUUGAUGGUAAAACAUUACAAAAACUUAAAUCAGCAGGGUAUAUAUAACGACUUCCUGCCCCUCCAAACUUAGGUUACCUAAUUAGCCUAAACUACCUCGGCGUUCCCGCUCCAAUUCGCAAAAACGCGAAUUCUCUAUAAUGCGUAUAAAAUUCGCGAUUUUUGUAUUAACAGAGCGCGAACUUCACAAUUAAGAGCGCGGAUCGCACCCGGUUUGUUAUCAAUGAUGCUCGACAACCAAUCUUUCUCAACAAAAUUUCCAGGAGAAGACAAAUACUUCCUCCAGUCGAAGACGGUUACGGUUGAUCUACAAUCCAUUGAAGGGCCAGAAAGAUCUAGAUUGCAUUUUUUGGGAUUUAGCAGUUGAUUAAUCUGUAGGGGCAAAUAUCGGAGUUGCCAUUGCGGGUCGGAAAUCCAGACUCUGUUUGUCUCUCCCUCUGUUUUUCUGGAGGAAUUAGGGAGGAUGAAGAAGAGGCUAUAAGGAACGAAGUUGGAAAUUGAUUUCGAAGUUGAAUCCUGAAAGAUCCAUCGGUUCCUCGAACGCCGUCGUGGCGGAGGAAUAGAGGCGGCAACGAUAGGCGGAGAAGCGAGGAUGAAGCUGAUAGUAACGGCGAUAGAGAUGCGAAGAGUAGAGACAUUGUUUUUACUUUUUAACGAAAAAGAGAAGCAGUUGCAUUUUUUAAUGUAAAUAAACGAUAAUUAAGAGAACGAUUGUGAUUCUUUUGCUUUCUAUUAUUAUAAUAUUAAAAAUUUAAUAGGUUUUGUGGAAAAAACUGAAAAUUUAAUUGUUCUGUAAUAUAAAAUGCAUAUCCGUAUGGGUGUUCUUGCAAAUUAAUUCUGAGAUUGAAUUUGUAGUCCCAAGGUGUCAACAAAUCACGUAAGCUAAUUUUGUAGUAGUCGAUAAUGAUUAAAAAAAUAUUUACUAAAAUCUCAUAAUUAAU